UGCUUUAGCUAGUGAGAUGGUUAGACUCUAGUUGGUAAUGGAGGUUACUUGUACUGAGUUCAUGUAUCUAUUCAGUACAGCUUUGGUCUGUGUGUUAACAUCUGUUGCUGGUCAGGGGUGCCUCAAUCAAGGGAAUGAGUGUUUUACCCACAGUGCUUGUUGCGGAGGUUGCUGUAGAACGGGAAUAUGUGUCGAGUCCACUCGCAACUGCCAGCUGGACAUCGGAGACUGUGUGAACUACUGUCCUCCCAGGAUGAGCUGUACCUUGUUCCAAGUGCCAGGAUGUACAGGAUGUCCCAUCAUACCUUACUGUAGGGAAGAGGGCCACCAUGUCCCAGGAGACCGGAGCUAAUGUACAAUUCAUUAUACGAUUGUUUUUAAUCUCAUUAAACAUCAAACGAA
Molecule: messenger RNA, 402 nt
Organism: Macrosteles quadrilineatus (aster leafhopper)
Lineage: Eukaryota; Metazoa; Arthropoda; Insecta; Hemiptera; Cicadellidae
Exons: 3
Coding region: 38-352 (104 amino acids)
Source: RefSeq, a predicted model, not a curated record